Pieris rapae (cabbage white) is the source of this 688-nucleotide messenger RNA. RefSeq names its product thyrotroph embryonic factor-like. Gene Ontology annotation, molecular function: DNA-binding transcription factor activity, RNA polymerase II-specific; RNA polymerase II cis-regulatory region sequence-specific DNA binding. The record is from RefSeq and is a predicted model, not a curated record. Gene Ontology annotation, cellular component: nucleus. Gene Ontology annotation, biological process: regulation of transcription by RNA polymerase II. Lineage: Eukaryota; Metazoa; Arthropoda; Insecta; Lepidoptera; Pieridae. The transcript has a single exon. Bases 68 to 634 code for a protein of 188 amino acids.
UAGCAUACAAAAAGCACUAGAGCAUCGCCCUACACAUUAGUCAUUUAUCGAUCAUCAAUACGCCACCAUGGCUCUGUGGACGCCUUACGCUGAGGAAAGCGCUCUCGACCUCUCCACGAAAUACAGAAGUGAUUUACCGUAUUAUAGUGUGCCCUACACGUGCCAACAUCUAUAUGUGCCGCUGCCUGAAAGUUCCCCGGUGUCUAGUUGCUCCAGUUUGGUCACGAGCCCGCCGCUACGAACCGGGAUGAUUUCUCCACCGGAUUCGCCAGUCUCCGCCGAUAGAAAACGACCAAGUUACAUGAUGGACGUGGAUUCCCUGUCUGAUGACCCGGACUUUCAGGCCUUCGAGAAGGAUGCUUUGAGAGCUAUGGCCGAGAAGAACGGCGGAACCUUACUAGGAAACAAUCCGAGAAUGCGUCGCGCGGUCCAAACAACUCAAACCGCUGACGAUUCAUACAGAAAGCAACGGGAAAGGAAUAAUUUCGCAGCCAAACAGAGCAGAGACAGACGGAAGCUGAGGGAAAUCCACCUUGCUCUCAAAGUGACUUAUCUUAAGAACGAAGUGGCCAAGUUGAAAAGACAACUUUCAUCACAAGCCUGCAGCCGAUGCCACCAGCCCUGCACCUGCUAGAGUAACUGACUUAGAUGUAAAUUGUGUGCAAUUUUGUUAAUAUGACUUAUUUAU